Puma concolor (puma) is the source of this 2771-nucleotide messenger RNA. It is a transcript of the gene N4BP1, whose product is annotated as NEDD4 binding protein 1. Gene Ontology annotation, biological process: negative regulation of proteasomal ubiquitin-dependent protein catabolic process; negative regulation of protein ubiquitination. Gene Ontology annotation, cellular component: nucleus; PML body. NCBI's taxonomy places the organism in Eukaryota, Metazoa, Chordata, Mammalia, Carnivora, Felidae. The record is from RefSeq and is a predicted model, not a curated record.
AUGGCGGCCCGGGCGGUGCUGGACGAAUUCACGGCGCCCGCGGAGAAGGCGGCGCUGCUGGAGCGGAGCCGCGGCCGCAUCGAGGGCCUGUUCGGCGUGAGCCUGGCGGUGCUUGGCGCGCUCGGGGCCGAGGAACCGCUGCCCGCGCGCAUCUGGCUGCAGCUCCGCGGGGCGCAGGAGGCGGUGCACAGCGCCAAGGAAUAUAUUAAAGGAAUCUGUGAACCUGAACUAGAAGAAAGAGAAUGUUAUCCCAAGGCCAUGCACUGUAUUUUUGUUGGGGCACAGAGCCUGUUUCUGAAGAGCUUGAUUCAGGACACAUGUGCUGAUCUCUGCAUUCUGGACAUUGGUCUUCUUGGCAUCAGAGGAAGUGCUGAAGCUGUGGUCAUGGCUAGGAGUCACAUUCAGCAGUUCGUAAAGCUCUUUGAGAAUAAUGAGAACCUACCCAACAGUCAGAAAGAAUCCGAGGUAAAAAGGGAAUUUAAACAAUUUGUUGAAGCUCGUGCAGACAAGUAUACAAUGGACUUGUUAAUUUUGCCCACUUCCUUGAAAAAAGAGCUUUUGACACUUACACAAGGUGAGGAGAAUUUAUUUGAAACAGGAAAUGAUGAUGUCACUGAAAUUGGAGAUUCUAAACGAACAGAGUUUACACAGGAUGCUGCCACAGGGCUGAAUAUUUCCAGAGAUGAAAUUGUUUUGCAGGAAGAUGCAAGAAAUAAAGCUGGCACUCCUGUUUCUGAGCUUACAAAACAAAUGGACACAAUCUUUUCUAGUUCACAAGAUGUACUUUUUGUUCCAAUAAAUGGUCUAACCCCAGAUGAAGAGGCACUUUCCAAAGACAGAAUUUGUCAUAAAAGGAGAUUUUCUGAUUCUGAAGAAAGGCAUACGAAGAAACAGUUUUCUUUGGAAAAUGUUCAAGAGGGGGAGCUUUUACAUGAUGGUAAGACAUUAGCUGGAAAUGUAAUCAUUGACCUAUCUGAUUCUUCGGCGGAUCCUGAAAAUUUAAGUCCAGAUGUAAAGGACACCACUGAGGAAAUGGAAUACAAUAUCCUUGUGAACUUUUUUAAAACCAUGGGCUAUUCCCAAGAAAUUGUUGAAAAGGUCAUUAGGGAGUAUGGGCCAUCUACUGAACCAUUAUUGCUCUUAGAAGAAAUUGAAAAAGAAAAUAAGAGAUUCCAAGAAGACAGAGAAUCUUCACCUGGUACUAUGUGUCCGGAGACCAACAGAACCAAAAAUAAAGGUGUUUGUAGCAGCAUAAAUGAGCUUACAACAGAUUCUACUCCAAAGAAAAUACAAACUCACACACAGCAAAAUAUAGUAGAAAAAUUUUCUCAGUUACCAUUCAAAGAAUCAAAACCAUGUACCUCAAAUUGCAAAAUUAAUGCUUUCAAAACAGUGCCGAUAGAACAGAAACAAGAAAUCUGGAGUUCAAACCAGAAUUAUAUGUGUAACAUGGACCUUGAAACUGAUGGCCUUUCACCCUCUGUUGUCCCUUCAAGUCCCAAAGAAGUUGUCAGUUUUGUUUCCAGAGGCGCUUCAAGUCACCAGCCCAGAAUUCCAGUUUUUCCUGAAAAUGGUUUGCAGCAGCAAGCAGAGCCCUUGCUUCCAAGUAAUGUGAAGUCUGCCUGUGAAAACCGUUCCGGGUGUUGUAGCUCUCCACAGUCUAAGUCAAAUUGUCCACCCCUUUCUCCACCAAUGCCACUGCCCCAGCUCCUACCUUCAGUUACUGAUGCAAGGUUGGCGGGACCGUCUGAUCAUAUUGAUUCCUCAGUUACGGGCGUUCAAAGGUUUCGAGAUACUCUGAAAAUACCCUACAAGCUUGAAUUAAAAAAUGAGCCAGGGAGAACAGAUUUGAAGCACAUUGUUAUAGACGGGAGCAAUGUCGCAAUUACCCACGGUCUGAAAAAGUUCUUUUCUUGUCGUGGAAUUGCAAUUGCGGUUGAAUAUUUUUGGAAGCUUGGCAACAGAAACAUCACUGUAUUUGUCCCACAGUGGAGAACAAGACGUGAUCCUAAUGUCACAGAACAGCACUUCUUAACCCAGCUCCAGGAGCUUGGAAUAUUAUCUUUAACUCCUGCCCGGAUGGUCUUUGGAGAAAGAAUUGCUUCUCAUGAUGACAGGUUUCUACUACACUUAGCGGACAAAACUGGUGGCAUAAUUGUAACAAAUGAUAACUUCAGAGAAUUUGUGACUGAGUCAGUCUCUUGGAGAGAAAUUAUUACAAAAAGAUUGCUUCAGUAUACCUUCGUCGGGGAUAUAUUUAUGGUUCCUGAUGACCCUCUGGGAAGAAGCGGACCUCGAUUAGAGGACUUUCUUAGGAAAGAAGUCUUCCUUAGAGAUAUGCAGCCCCUGCUCAAUGCCUUGCCAAAUGUGGGCAUAUUUGACGCCAGCUUCAGAGUCCCUGGGGCCCAGGCAGCCAGCACCAGCCACCAGCCUCCAGCCCGGAUUCAGGGUGCCCCACCUAGCCACUGGCUCCCUCAGCAGCCCCGCUUCCCAGUUCUGUCGAACCUUCCCAGUAUGCAGCAGAACGUGCCCAUGCCAGCACAGAGGUCUCCUGCAGAAACCAGCGAGCUGAGGGAAGCACUUCUGAAGAUCUUCCCUGACUCCGAGCAGAGACUGAAAAUCGACCAGAUAUUGGUGGCCCACCCAUACAUGAAAGACCUGAACGCACUGUCUGCCAUGGUGUUGGACUGAAGGCCACACUUGAGCUAGUGUCUGCACGUGGCAGCAGGAAGCGACAUAAUGUGAAGAGACCGAUUUCCCAGUGGAAAUGC